AUGUCCAGUAACCUUCAGCCAGAAACUGAUUUGAUGUAUGAAAAUGAGAAUGAUAAAAAUGAGGUUGAUGGAAUACUGUGCCUGGCUGACAUUCUUACUGAUAACACCCAUUCAGAAGCCACUCAUGCAGAAGCAGCGGCAGUAAUUGCACAGAUCACAUCUCCACAUCUCACAUUCACUCAACAUCUCAGCAGCUUUCUGGAAAAUAUGGAAGAAAUUGUAACAGCGCUUAUUAAACUGUGCCAAGAAGCCUCAUCUGGUGAAGUUUUCCUGCUGGCUUCAGCAGCUCUUGCCAAUAUUACUUUCUUUGAUACCAUGGCUUGUGAAAUGUUGCUUCAGCUAAAUGCUAUGAAGAUUCUUUUAGCAGCAUGUUCAGACAAACACAUAGUGGAUACUCCAUAUUCCCGAGAUCAGGUGGUAACAAUAUUGGCAAACAUGUCUGUCUUGGACCAAUGUGCUUCAGAAAUCGUUCAAGGAAAUGGUGUUCAACUUUUAAUGGAAAUGCUCUUUGAGAGGUCAUCUUCAGGAAAUUCAGCAGAAGUUGCCGCUUGUGAGCGAGUUCAACAGAAAUCUGCAGUUACACUGGCACGACUCAGCCGGGAUCCUGAAGUGGCAGAUGCAGCUGUAAAACUCAGCUGUAUUCCUCGCCUAAUUAAACUUUGCAGAUCACCAACUGAAAGAAAUAACAGCGAUUCUGUUUUAGUAGCAUGCCUGGCAGCCUUAAGAAGACUAGCAGUUAUGAGUCCUGAUCGACUUGAAGAUUCAGAUUUUCAGCAGCUAGUAAAGCCCAGGCUUGUGGAUUCCUUCCUACUAUGCACAAAUAUGGAAGAGAGCUUUGUAUAAAUGUGAGCCAAAAGCAAGCUAUUAUUUGAAAAACAAUCAAGAUAAUACUUACAUAAUGAGAUGGUACAUACUCAGUUUUACUUAGAUGUAGUCCUAUUGUUAUUUAUUACUUAUUUAUUUUAAAACCAUGAUCAUGUGGCUUGUGGACAAAAGAAAUAGAAUAAGCAAACUUAUUUCUGUGGUUUGUAAAGGUAAAUUUUAAAAAAAGCAAAACAACAACACAAAAACUUCCUAUACUAAGGCAUAUUAGGAUAUUUUGUCAUUGCAGCCUGACAAUUAUUGUCAUGUUUAGUAGAACUGAAAGAAGGUAUAGAAGCCAAGGAUUUGGUGCUCUUAUUUUAUAUGCUUGUAAUGAUGUCCUAUUGCUGAUAUUUUUCUGUAGUUGGGACAUUUUUCAGUUUCUUUAGCAAAUGCAUUAGUCUAUUGCAUUUGUUGCAUCAAAAGAGAAAUGAUCCUUAAGGCUGUAAAUGUAUUCUUUAAAAUGAAUGGGAUGUUACCAUCUAAGUCCAGUUCCUUAUUGUUCUAUCUUUUAAUAGAGUUCUAAAGAUAUGUAAAUGAGUUUUUUUCAGUAAAUUUUUCAAAUAUUAGCUUGGCAUUAUGUUAGAGGGCAUUUCUAAGCUGUAUGAAGAUGUGCUUCAUCAGAAGAUAUGUAAAUAUAGACAACUUUUAUUUGCAUAUAAAGAAAUUAAAAGACUUAUGAAAAGUCUUCAUGAAAUCAAACCUAUAAUCUAUGUGAGAUUUAGGAUCAUUACACAUUAAUAAUCUUCCCACCUUUCCAAGCUUUCCAAGAAGUGGAAGUGAGUAUAUACAGCCAUGUUUUUAAUACUCAGUUUUUACUACUUCUACAAAAAAUUUUGCUUGUGUACAUUAAAUAAUUAGAACAGGUAAUUGCAACUUGAAUUUCCAUUUUCUUUUUUUUUUUUUUAAGUCUAGUCCUGUAUUUAUAAAGCUGUGAAAAAAGGACUUCCAAGAACUCCUGGAGUUGAUACAAGGUAGUUUUACCAGUAGCUUACAGGAAAAAGAAUAGAGUUGAUUUUAAAAAUAGAUUUAUCUUUUUCUUUUCAUCAAGAAGCUAUAUGCAUUUACAAUCAAGAAGCUAUAUUGCAUUUACUGGCAAUAUCCUGAGUGUUUUUCACCCCAGCAUCGCGCAAAACAUUCUGUAAGUUAUGAAAGUAUAUGUAAUUUUUUCUUGAUGAUUUGCAUCCAUUGCUCUGGAUCAUUUUGUGAUUGAAAACUUUACAGUGCUAGGACAUAUGCCAAAUAAAUAAGUACACUUCUUUAUUGUGCUUACUUCAUAGAUAUCUUAAGCAACUUAAUUCAUUAAAGUUUAUUUAGUAUUAUGUGUAUUAUGUGGUUUUUAGAUGACAGGCACCAGGAAAUUGCUAAGCCGUGUUUGCCUUCCACAUUUUCUUUGUCUGAAGAAUCUCCCUUGCUUCAGGCAGUGACAAAUGGUGACCACUUUUUCUUAUAUUCUAGAAUAUAUGUUCUAAGACGUCUUUGCCUUAAUACUUUUUCAAAGGAAGUUUUAAAAACAUUAAAAGACACACAAGAAUGUCUUAAGCAACUGUUCAAAGAUAAACAGUGGAUCAGAUGUUUCACAGAUGUGAUUUUCUAGUAAGAGAAGAGAUGAAUUCUACUUUGUGUGCAUACUUUGAGGCAGCUCCUUAAGUGUAUGACAUUAAGACAUAUUGUACUGCACAGCUUUCAAGUUAUUAUGCAAGUGACUGACAAUAUUUUCUUCACAUAGCAGAAAUGUGUGCAUGCUUUAAACAGCAGAAUCAAUAUUCUUCAUGUAAAACAAUGAACUCAAAACUCAUAGUAGGACCUUAUGUUCAUUUCUUAUGUUGAUAACCUCUAACAGAAUACAAUCUGUCAAAACCUGUCGCUUAACGCUGUACUGAGCAUCAUUCUGUUAACUGCAGCUAACAUCAGAAACUAUUCAUUUGUCCCAUAAUAGAUGAUGUUAAAAUCUCAUGAAAAAGAAAACAAAUAAUUGUGGGGCAUGUACAUUCAGAAAAGGGCAGAGAUGAUCUCAUGAUUAUGGCAAUGGAGUUGUACAGUAAAACUGGGAGCUCCAAAUCCAAUUUACACUGAAAUUACUCAGGAAAGUAGCAGUAGACUAUAGAUGGUUAGUGCAAAUGUAACAGUCUCUCUUGUGGAAAGUAUGAUCAGAAUCAUAAAACCAGGGAAAUUUCAGUGCUUCCAAGGCAAAAGGAUUGAUUCCUAGGCCUUCAGCAGUGCAGCUCAACUGUAAGUUAGUAGCAUGCUUGUGUGUAUAUAUAUAUAGACACAGCUAUGUGUGUAUGUAUACAUUUAUCCCUUAAUCUCCUUUUUUUAUAUUGAGGUUGUUAUGAAAGUAUUUUAUAUAUGUGUUUAUGUACAUAAAAAUAAUUUGAGAGCACAAUCAAAUGUAGCAGAAAAAAUAUAACUUGGCUGCAAUUGGAAUUCAGAACAGUGCUUUUCAGUAUUUUUUUUUCUUUCAGUAAUGUCAGUCUUUGAAAACAGAAAAACAAAAUGAAUAUAUUAGACAUGGGCAUGGCAUCAGUUCUCAUGCCAAUCCAUCCUGCAGCCUGAGGCAAGGAUGUAAAAGCUCUGUAACAACCUGAUUAUUGUUCUUGUGAGACCUGACUUCUGCUGAUGAUAAUAGUGAAUAUAAUAGCACUGUUCUUGAUUGUGUCUUACCUACGCAGGAAAUGUUCAUUCAAUUGAAAGUUCAAUUAGAAAUUAAUGAAAAGAAAUAAUCAUGGAUAGUUUAUAGCAAUCUGUUCUGUAAAACUCUUUACAAGAUAUAUUGCUGUAAUCAAAAAGACGUUAUAUUUCCAGUAUAGUGUCAAGUAAUUUACUGUCCACAUAUGUAAAGUAAAUUAAUGUAGCUAUUAAGAAUAUACCAUUAUGACCCAUUUCAACAUUUUCAAGCCAUUUCAAACUGGUCUCAAACAAAUAUUCAGUGAGCAGGCCAGUAGGAACAAAGAAGUUGACUUUGCUCUCAGGUACAACAAUGUGAAUCCAGAUUAAUUGACUUUACUACAAAUACUCUGUCUGUAAGUAAGUAGCCAUAAUUCUGAGCCCACAUUGUCUGUUUAUUUGUAUUCAUAUUGUAAAUGUGGCUGUUUACAGAAAGAAAAUACACUUGAAUCUCAUAUUUGUAGUUGAAAAAUAUCCAUUGAAAGAACCAGUUCAGAACCGCUGUGCACUUUAUUUUUAUAUACGCUAGAGUUUAUGGAAAAAUAGUCAUCCUGCUUCCUUUCUUCUUCAUUCAUUAAGAAUUUAAAAGUCAUUAAAAAUAUGAAAUAUGAAAUAUUCUUUUCUUUGGCUGAGUUUUGGAUCACAAGUGUUUGCUUUGACGGUUUUCAGUUUUUUAAUUUUUAAAGUGAAUAUUUUAAGGCAAAAUAAAAAUGCUUAAUGUCAAUGUAGUAUGAAACAAAAUAUUUCAUGUCAAGAAUUUCACUUAAGUAUGCUGUUUGGUUUAUGAAAAUUAGGGCUCUCUGUAUAUAUUUAGUUAGCAGAGUAAGGUAGAAAGCAUCUGUAAUACCUAUACAUAUCCAUAUAUGUGGACUCAUUACUCUAUAGAGAAUGCAUGCAAGUUAGAUAUUAGCUUAGUCAUUCUGGAAACUGAAUGUUAUAAUUGCUGGAAUUGUUUUAAUUUCUUCUAAAUUGUUCUGAAAAUUUUAGUUUUUGUAUGCUUCUAGAAAUGUUGGACAAGUAUGCGGUGGACUGAGGAAUUCUUAGUAAAUGAUUUAUGUUCCAAUGGCUUUGGACAGUGUGUUCAAUUUCUGGCUUUAGCUUGAACUGUUUAAAGAUAUAUGCAGCCCAGACAUUUUAUUUGUAGAAUAUUUUUUUUCUUGGAUUUUUUUUUGUGUGUGUUUAAUACAUGAAUCAUUUAUGUGGUAUGUUACUUGU
Meleagris gallopavo (turkey) is the source of this 4743-nucleotide messenger RNA. It is a transcript of the gene INSC, whose product is annotated as INSC spindle orientation adaptor protein. Gene Ontology annotation, biological process: establishment of mitotic spindle orientation; regulation of asymmetric cell division; asymmetric cell division. Gene Ontology annotation, cellular component: apical cortex. NCBI's taxonomy places the organism in Eukaryota, Metazoa, Chordata, Aves, Galliformes, Phasianidae. The record is from RefSeq and is a predicted model, not a curated record. Gene Ontology annotation, molecular function: cytoskeletal adaptor activity; protein binding.